AUAGCUUAUGAUGUAAAAGUAAAGAGAAACAACUUAAUUCUGGAAUGCUUACUAAGUUUAUUUUAAUGAAGAUAUUGAUUACUUAUUCCCUUUGUCUUUAAAUCAGAUGUGAACUUUUUUGGAGUGCAAUUUAUUUUAUCCAUGUUACAAGUGUUGAGAUCCUCAGUUAUAAAUAUAAUUAGUUAGACCUGGUUUGUGGAAAUGUGAAAUUUAAAACCCAAGUUGCGUUGAACUUAAACUGAGUGAUAUUAUAUUAUACUUCAUAGUACUUAUAGUAUAUCACUAUAACUUAUAAGUACUAUUAUAAUAAUGUAACUUGUAGCAAUAACAAACAAGUACUAAGUUUAAAAGUAAUAUUUAAUAUAAUUCAACGUUAAAAUUCAUCAUGGCACUUGAAUCUGAUGCACAGUUUGAGCAAGAUCGAUUGGAUGAUAUCAUGAAUCUUGUCAACCCUUUGAAUGACUUGGAAAAUCCAUCACCUGGUUUUUGUGAUUCAGACUUACUGAGUUUAUUUGACUCCCAUUACCCUUCCUUGAAGGUACUUGAAGAAGAAAUGCAUCCAGAUUGGAUAGGAUCAGUAGCGGAUUCUCAGAUAGAUGUUUCACAUCAGAACAAUCCACAGAUUACUUUCCCUUCUAUAAGUAAUCAGUUGUCCAGUUUUAACACACCAUUAUUACAAGAAGCUCGGCAAACAAACACUGUCAACACAGAUCAAUUUUCCCAUGAGAUCCAACCUCAUACACUUGGGGAUAAGAUGACAUCUCUCAUCAACUUUGAUCCGAACAGUCAAGCUCAAACUUUAAUUGUAGAUGCUAAACCGUCAGUUGCAGUGACAAAUCAGUCACACUCAUCUCUAGCUCAGCAAGUAAAUAUGUCUCACCUAAGCCAAGUCAAUGUUCCUCAAGGUGUUCUUGUCCAGCCUCUUAACCAGAUCAUCACUUCAGUGUCUCAGGCACGAUUGAAUCAGAGUACUGUAGCACAAAGUGCAACUAUUGAUGACAUAGUUGCUGCACUUAAAGCACAAAAGAAACAGCAAUUGCUACAGGAACUUAGUCACCUUCCAACCCAAAAAGUUCAACAGCUUUUGUUACAAACUCAUCUUUUGAAAAAAGAAAAUACAGGGGGAAUAAUUACCUAUACAGCAAACACUGUACCCUGUGUAACUUCAUCUUUAACAACUCCCUCAACUGUCAUGGCAACUACAGCUGCACCAAUUCAUACAGUUGUCAACACCCCACCAGCAGGUGCAAUAUUGACAACAGGGAUUCCCGUUUUUCUGGAUCCUGAUAAACUUCCCAUAAACAGGAUAAAUUCAGUUAAAGCCCAGCCUGAGAAAGGAGAGAAACGCAGUGCUCAUAAUGCAAUUGAACGUAGGUACAGAAGCAGUAUCAAUGACAAAAUCACAGAAUUAAAAAAUAUUGUUGUUGGGGAAGAUGCAAAGGCUAAACACCAAAGAUUUGAAAAAGAUAUAGCAUUCUUAGUUGAGGCUGCUGAUGAUCAUACUGACAAGGCCGAAAAAGAAGGCAAUAUGACUGACUUGGCAAAAUUGGAUAGUUUCAGGAAAAUGGCAAAAGAAAAAUUUGCAGGCCAUACAGGGGAGAGUCAGUUAGAAGGGAUCUACUUAGCUUUGUGUGCAGUCAACCUGGCUGAGGUAGCUGGAGAUGCUCUGGCUAGAGAGACUUGUGCUGAUAUCUAUAUUACUACUGCACUCAGAAUAAAAGAAAGCUUACCAAGAAGCUUGCAUUUUCUGGCUAGGUACUUUUUGAGUCAAGCUAAAGAAAAGUGUACAUCUGAAAACCAAAUUAUCUCACCUGUGUUUCAAUGGCUGUUUCAUCCUGAUGGAUAUAAAUUUUUUGUCUCACACCAGUGGUGUUACAGAGAAAAUGAAUCAGUUUUCAGCUCUCUUGAAAAUACUGGUGAUCCUUUAUCAUAUGUUUCUCAAACAUUCCGAGAAGAUGUAUUAGGAAAAUCUAUCAGGUCAUUGUUUACUUUGCCAAAAGUAUCAAUUUCUGCACUGCAAAGAAGAACCCAACCUUUUGGGGCAAGCACCUUAUACUAUGUGGAACAGUUGUUGGAAGCAAGUAAAGCUGCAGGUCCACCUCGGAAUGUGGCUUUUGCUGUGGGAAGUAACCUGCAUGUACAUAGUACUGACCAUGUGGCUGAAUGGUGGGCUGCACUUGUGGGUGUAACUAUAUACUGGCUACAGGGAGAUGAUGAGAAGGCUGACAAACUCUCUGAGAUUGUAGAUAGUUUUCCAAAUAAUCUUUCAGAAAUUCAAAACCCUCUUCCUGAAGCUCUUUUCACAGCAUACAAAGCUAGGCAGGCCUAUUUGAAAAAACAUCUUCCUGGUGAAGUUUUGGAACUCUGUACAAAAUCUGGAGUCUUGUUGAAAAACAGCCUUAAUUUUGCUUCUCAUCAUGUUCCUUCACAAACUGUCCAGGAUUUCCAGAUUCUUGCAUGCGAUUGGCUGCUCAGUACCAGAACAGCUGUGUGGGAGGAAAGCAUAUGGAUUACCAAGAACUCUCCUGUAAGUUCAGGAGGAGGAGAUCAGAGUUUCACAACAGCAUAUCAGCAUGAUUUAAGUUUGUUACGCAAGUUAGCUCACCGCAUGCCAGAAGCUCAAUCAAAGCUGCCACUAUAUGAAGCUAUCUUACGAAUGGUUACUGGAGCAAACCCAACCAAAACUUACUUUCUCCUGGACCGCAGUUUAAGGAAAAGAGUCAACUCUUCCCCUUCAAUCAUUUGUACUAAAGGAAGUGGAGCAAAUCAGUUGGAGCCUGGUGAUAGAGACCAUGCUUAUGCUUUAAUGCUUGCUUGCCGGCAUUUACCACAGCCCAUGCUUUCUUCACCUGGGGAUCGUGAAAAUAUGCUUGCAGAUGCUGCACAUAUCCUGGAGAAAUUGGGUGAUAAACGAAAAUUGAAAGAUUGUCAGAACAUGAUGAUCACUCUUGGAACUGUUGUAAGUGGUAUCCAAACGUAAUGGGGCAGAAUAUUUUGUAUAUAUCCAAGUGAUGUUAAUAGAAAGUUACUGUUGUCUUUUAAAAACAUAAAGAAAUAUAUGAUAAUGUUGUGAUAAACUAUAUUAAUGUACCUUUCCUUUUAUCAGUCAUUUAACAGAUUAAUUACAAGUAAGUUUGAUAUCUAACAAUUAAAGUUUGGUUUUUUUAUUCUAAA
Limulus polyphemus (Atlantic horseshoe crab) is the source of this 3174-nucleotide messenger RNA. Its product is annotated as sterol regulatory element-binding protein 1-like. The record is from RefSeq and is a predicted model, not a curated record. NCBI's taxonomy places the organism in Eukaryota, Metazoa, Arthropoda, Merostomata, Xiphosura, Limulidae. The transcript is spliced from 13 exons. Gene Ontology annotation, cellular component: nucleus. The coding region runs from base 386 to 2980 and encodes 864 amino acids. Gene Ontology annotation, biological process: regulation of transcription by RNA polymerase II. Gene Ontology annotation, molecular function: protein dimerization activity; DNA-binding transcription factor activity, RNA polymerase II-specific; RNA polymerase II cis-regulatory region sequence-specific DNA binding.